Messenger RNA from Funneliformis geosporum, 1191 nucleotides. The record is from the annotation of a GenBank genome assembly. NCBI's taxonomy places the organism in Eukaryota, Fungi, Glomeromycota, Glomeromycetes, Glomerales, Glomeraceae.
AUGUUUGCUCGACAAGUUUUUGUUCAUACAGCACAAAACGAAACAACUUUAAAUGGGUUAAAAAUAGGUCGCAAUUUUUACAAAUUUAACAUCAACUCUCUUUUAGAAUGUUUUGUAAAGUACAACAUUCGACUCAAUUCAAGUGUUUCUACGAUAAUUCAUCAAACACAGAAACUUUCCAUUAAUAAAGAUGAAGAUGAAUCGUUCAACACUUCUAAUGCCAAUUCGAAAUCUUCAGUUAUACAAGCAACUAAACCAUCAUUAUUCAAACAAAUGAAAUCUUCAACAGAAAAAAAGUUGUCAGUUGAAGAAUUAAAAGAAAAAACUGCAAGAAUAGCAUCAAUGUAUAAGAAUCAAAUCGAAUUAAAGGAAUGGACUGAAGAAGAAACAAAACUUUUGCUUAUGGCAUCCAAAAUUCAUGGAAAUCGUUGGAAAUUUAUUAAUAGACAUUAUUUUAAUUAUAGAACAUUACAUUCAAUAAAAUGUAAAUGGUAUAGAGAAAAGGUUAAAUAUGAAAAUAGUCAUAAAACAAUUACAUCAAGAUGGACACCGGAAGAGGAUGAUCUAUUAAUAAAAGGGAUUGAAAAAUAUGGUAAAGGUCAUUGGAGAAAAAUUUCAAGGAUGUUACCAAAUAAAGAAGAUUUGCAAGUAUUUAGGAGAUAUAAUUUUAUUAAUUAUACAAAACGUGGAAAUUUUACAGAGGAGGAGGAUAAUUUAUUAUGUGAUCUAUUAAAAAAAUAUGGUGGAAAUUAUUGGCAAAAAAUUGCAGAUGAAAUGAAUAGACCUGUUUCCACAAUUAUAAAACAUUAUAAUAUGGUUUUAUUAAAUGCUGCGAAAUUUCCAAAUUGGACUGAUAAGGAAAAUGAGUUAAUUAGAGAUUCUAUCUUAAAAUAUGGUAAAGAUUGGAAAAUGAUUCAAAAAUUGUUACCUCAUCGGUUAUCACUUUCGAUUAAGGAACAUGUUAGAUCCGGUUCUUUGGUCGACCCGUAUUAUAAUAACGGUUUCUGGCAAGUUAAUGAAACUAUGAGAUUAGUUAAAGCUAUUGGUUUAUAUGGUAAAAAUUGGCGAAAGGUUUCAGACUUUGUUGAAACUAGAUCUCCUAAACAAUGUAGUGGCCAUUUUAGAGAUUGUUUUUUAAGAAAAGGUCUGGAACCUUAUAUUUUAAUUUCGGAGCAAAAAAAUAUUUCCUGA